Sporothrix brasiliensis 5110 is the source of this 1707-nucleotide messenger RNA. RefSeq names its product ferrooxidoreductase Fet3. The record is from RefSeq and is a predicted model, not a curated record. Gene Ontology annotation, cellular component: high-affinity iron permease complex. Lineage: Eukaryota; Fungi; Ascomycota; Sordariomycetes; Ophiostomatales; Ophiostomataceae. Gene Ontology annotation, biological process: reductive iron assimilation; cellular response to iron ion starvation. Gene Ontology annotation, molecular function: ferroxidase activity; copper ion binding. The transcript has 5 exons. The coding region runs from base 1 to 1707 and encodes 568 amino acids.
AUGGCGCGAUUCAGCCUCCUGCCAGCCCUGGCUUCCGUGCUUCUUGCCUCGCGGACGCUGGCAGCCACCGUGACGGUCAACUGGGACAUCACGUGGGUCAACGCCGCGCCCGACGGCUUUUCCCGGCCCGUCAUCGGCAUCAACGGCGCCUGGCCGUGCCCCACGCUCGAGGCCAACGCCGGCGACAUCAUUCAGCUCACCAUCAACAACCAGCUGGGCAACGAGACGACGGGCCUCCACUUCCACGGCAUCGACCAGGUGCAGACGCCGUGGAUGGACGGCCCCAGCGGCGUGACGCAAUGCCCCGUCCCGCCCGGCUCGUCCGUUACGUAUACGUUUGUGGCCAAUGCCCCGGGAACGUAUUGGUACCACUCCCACAACAUGGGGCAGUACCCCGACGGCCUGCGCGGCCCCUUCAUCGUGCACGAUCCCAACGACCCGUAUGCCGGCAAGUAUGACGAGGAGAUCGUCCUGACCGUCUCGGACUGGUACCAUGACCAGUCCAUCACGCUCGUCCAGAACAUGCUCGAGUCCAGCAACACGCAGUUCCUGCCGCCGUUCCCCGACGGCAUCGUCGUCAACGAGGGCCGCGGCGCCAACAUUUCCUUUGCCAACAACAAGACGUACCGCCUCCGCAUCAUCAGCUUCGCCGCGUUUGCGUCCACCCUGCUGCACUUUGACUCGCACACCAUGCAGGUCAUCAUGGCCGACGCCUCGUACGUCAAGCAGGCCCAGGCGUACCAGCUGCGCAUCGCGCCCGCCCAGCGCUACGACGUUCUGAUUUCCGGCGUCGCGCGCGACCACCGCAACUACCCCUUCCUGCUGUCCCUCGACAUCAACCGCGACUUUGCCAACGACCCGCCCCAGGCCGUCGUCUGGCCGCACAACGCCACCGGCUACCUGGUCAUGGACCCCAGCGGCGCGUUUCCGCAGGACGUCGUCAGCCUCUGGCAGCCGGUCGACGACGUGUCCUUGCGGGCGCUCGACGGCGCGGCGGCCUACGGCCCGGUGGCGCAGACCAUUACGCUCAACUUUGACUUUUGCACCGACGCCAACGGCCUGCCGCGCGCGUGCUUCAACGGCCAGCCGUACAUUGCGCAAAAGGUGCCCACGCUCUACUCGGUGGCCACGACGGGCGCCAACAACACGAACCCGGCCGUCUACGGCGACGUCAACCCGUUUGUCCUGGCGACGGGCUCCGUCGUCACCGUCGUCGUCAACAACCUGGACACGGCCAUCCACCCGUUCCACAUGCACGGCCACCAGUUCCAGGUGCUCGACCGCCCCGCCAGCAACGCGGGCGUCUGGGGCGGCCACAACCGCACGUUCCCGGCCAGCCCCAUGCGCCGCGACACCAUCUCCGUCAACCCCAACUCGUACGCCGUGCUGCGCAUCCAGAUCACGAACCCGGGCGUCUUCUUGUUCCACUGCCACAUUGAGUGGCACGUCGAGAUGGGCCUGACGGCGACCCUGAUUCAGAGCCCCGAGCUGCUGCGCAACGCCUCGUUCCCGCAGGACCACAUUGACAACUGCAUCAAGCAGGGCAUCCCGUACCAGGGCAACGCCGCCGGCAACACGCAGGACGUGCUCGACACGAGCGACUUUUUGACCGUGCCGCCAACGACGUACACUGGUGCUUUGUAUUCGGCUGCCACGGACUGUCCUGCUCCGCUACGCGCACGUCGCGUGAGACGCCAUCUGGACUGA